Messenger RNA from Aphanomyces invadans, 928 nucleotides. RefSeq lists its product as hypothetical. Lineage: Eukaryota; Oomycota; Saprolegniomycetes; Saprolegniales; Verrucalvaceae. The transcript is spliced from 5 exons. The coding region runs from base 79 to 858 and encodes 259 amino acids. The record is from RefSeq and is a predicted model, not a curated record.
AGAUCGUCGGCUGGCCAAUCGAAUUCAAUCGUGAUGUAACCGAUAAAACCGGGCAGGAAACGGUGGCUUGAAUCGACGAUGAGGGUGGUGUUCUGCGUCCUUGCUGCGGCAGCUGCAGCGGUCACGACCGACAAGGCUAACGAUGAGUUGUGGUGCAACGCUACAAUCAGCAAGCGCGUGAUGGAUGUCCCCACCACCAGUCCCCUGCAAUUCUGCACAAGAAACCAAGACGCGCGAUGCUGUCUGCCCAUCCACGACACAGAGAUCUCGACCACGUAUUUUGCCCUCAUGGAAGCCGGUCGGAAUUGCAGGCAGGGCCACAACAUGGCCGCCGAGUACCUCAAGUCCAUCUUUUGUGCCGCGUGUCGUCCCACCUCGAGUACAUAUUUGUCGAAUCCCAUCAACGUGGCGUUUUUUAGCGGCCAGACCUUUAAGAUCUGUCGGGAUUUGGCGGUAGAAGCAGCGCCCAUCCACUUUGCUGACUGUGGAUUUGUGUACGUUGGAGACCGGCAGGACAAUUGCAAACCCUCGGUAGCGAUCGCACCAAAAGUCGUGUUUCCUGGGUGCAAAGAAGGCCAACACGUUUGUUACGGAGAUCAAGGACGAUACACUUCGGCAUGGUACUGCAGCAGCAACCCAUGCGGAAGCGAUACACCCGCAGGAUUCCGCGACGUCCCGUGCAGCGGCGAAACGUGCUCAGACACGCUCAUGUUCUUCAACGACAACCGUGGUGGGAAGCCUGUGUUCUUCGAGGGAAGUGCUGUCGAGAUCAUCGACCAAGCGCUAUGUCCACCGUCAAACCCAGCGUGCUGCCUUCCAAGCGAUAUACCCAUCUACGAGGACGAGGGCGGCGUGUGAACCGGCAACAACGUCCACCGUCUUUGGCGUAGCAAGUUUAAAAAACAUGGCAUUCACUUUUAAUUGAGAG